Messenger RNA from Suillus subaureus, 357 nucleotides. RefSeq lists its product as uncharacterized. The transcript has 2 exons. Lineage: Eukaryota; Fungi; Basidiomycota; Agaricomycetes; Boletales; Suillaceae. The record is from RefSeq and is a predicted model, not a curated record. Bases 134 to 352 code for a protein of 72 amino acids.
GGUGUUACCUAGGUGAAGAAUCCAUAGUAGUAACACAAAGAUUUUAAACAUGGCGAUUGGCCUCGACCGACGCAAACAAACAGCAGCAAUCCGACGACGCUUCUGACGCUCUCAAGUUACACAACAAACUUUCAUGCCCAUUCUCGAAGGUGGGCUUCAUAGACAAAAUGUCUUACUACUUCGAACACUGAGGGAUGUACCUCGUACUGCGCAUAGGACGUUCCGAGUGCAUACAGGAAGGCGCACGUUUACUGUUCUCGGCUUCGAGAGCUCAGCGGAUGACACCUGUGCAGCCGUCAUGACAUUCUCACGUCAAAUGCUUUCAAACGUUGUGAAGCAGCACGAUCUGUGAGCCCC